CACUCCCAACCUGCCAAAGGGCCAAUCAGUUUGCAGUGAUGGUACAGGCACGGGUGCUUAUCGGCGUAGACGCCAAUACCGACGACAAUAUUCUUGUGCCGAUCGCAGUCGUGAAGAUUCUCGCGAUAGAACCAGUGACACUAUCAACACUGAUUCCUCCACAAUUUAUCCAACCAAUCCAACUGAGCGCAUCAGUUUCGACGGCAGCGAUUGCGGCGCACUCGCCUAUCAGCCAUUACACUGCAGUAGUCGUAAUUUAAAUAUGUUGCAGGAGGAGCACUCCACAUCUAUAGCAGAACGUUGUACGCGAAGCCGUAUCAAUUCGGCGAUAUUCGUUUCAUCGGAUGGAAGAGGAUUUGAUUCCAUUGAAUUCCUGCGAAGGCAUGGCUCACAAAGUGUACUCUGUCGAAAAGCCAAAAGUGCAGAGAACAUAACUGAUAACGACCGAAAAAAAAGUUUCUCGGAAAAGCGACAAUGGCGCACAAAUGAUGGCACUGAUACUAAUACCGAUGAUGAGACUAGGGAUAAUAUGUGUAUCGAACUACAAGAAUGUAGACCAAUGGUUGAUAAAUCUAAUCGAAAUGAUAGUGAAAUAAGAGCAACAACAAGUUUACUGGGAAAUAUUGCCCCAGUAACUACAUCAAACAUGAUUGUUGGUAGUAUAUCGAUUGAAGCACCACCAGCCUACAUGAAAGACGAUAGUAAUAGUGCUUUAAAUACUAUUCUUGAUAUACAACAAGAACCACUAUUGAUAAGAACGCCUCCAAAAACAACUUCACGUGACUCCACCGAUACAGUCGAAGAACUCAUUCUUGUACCCAAUGAAACUAGAUCUAAAGUAUUAGUACAUCAACGUUCCUCAACAGCUUCAUCCACAGCACGCAGUCAAUCACCGCCAUUUUCAUCAACACACAGUAGUCCAAAAACGCUAACGCUCAAAGGCAUCAAACCAAAAAUUGGUACAUUACCUAUGGUUUCAGUAUCAGGUCCUUCACCACCACACGAAAAACCGCCACCGUCCGAUUGCUUGUAACAAAUGGCAGCCGAGACAUUUAUUUAAGAGUGUUUAAAAUCAUGGAAUGGAAGGAAAUUUAUGAUCAUUUGCAGCACUAUAUAAACAUACAAUAUAUAAAAGCCAAAAUAUUAAA
Teleopsis dalmanni is the source of this 1148-nucleotide messenger RNA. RefSeq lists its product as uncharacterized. NCBI's taxonomy places the organism in Eukaryota, Metazoa, Arthropoda, Insecta, Diptera, Diopsidae. The coding region runs from base 263 to 1033 and encodes 256 amino acids. The record is from RefSeq and is a predicted model, not a curated record. The transcript has 4 exons.